GAUCAGAGUCAGUGUGUAGCUGCAGGUUGCUGAUAUCUGCGGGUGUUGGAACAGACGGUGGUGUUGUGGAGGAGCAGUGUAGCCCAGCGAGGAGCUGAGGAGUGGGUUGACCCUCUGGGAGGACUGGAAUAUGAAUGACGGCCAAAUGCAGGGACGUCUGCUCAACCCGCACUGAGGUGAGUGGCACUCCAGUGCGAGAGAAUCAGCAGUGAUCCGACAGUGAUGCUGUGUAGCAGCCCUCCGCUCUGUCUGCCCCGUUCGUUCUCCCGUGAGGCCCAUGUGACCUAGCCUACACCCGUACACAGGGGGCCCCCACUGCCGCUGGAGCCCACCCAUGAAUCCCAGCCCUGACCGCGGCAAAGAGUGCCUCCCUCCUAAGAAGAGGGAGUCUCGGCAGGGAUCGUUGGAACACCACAUCCCUUUGGACGAGUUUAAACCCCCUGUGCCACUCCGAAGUCGGUCCAGCACAGGCAGAGGGGAGGGAGGCAGGGAAGCCAGUGACAGGGAUCGAGCUCUGACAAACUCUCAUCUCCUCCUCACUCCUCCGUCCCUUCCUGCUCCUGCACCAUGCCUCCCCCUUUCCCUCCCAUGGCACGUGAGCUACUCUCCCUCUGUUUCUCUUCCCCUUUUCCCUGGGCAGAUCGGCGAGAGGAGAAGCUCAGGGUCUCCAGCCUGGAGAGAUGAUCCUCUCUCCUCACCCCUGCCCCACUCCUCCAGGUGGCUCAGAGGGGAGGGUUCCCUCUCCUUGCCAUCUCCAUCAUCUUCCUCCUCGGCUUCCUCCUUCAAGACUCCUUUCCCUGCUGAUUCAAGAGAGAUGUGGUCCUACGUCAAUAGCAGCCGGCGCGACUACAGCUCCUCCCUCUUCUCACCAUCAUACUUGUUUAGCCACCAUUCUCUCUACCCCCAAGACCCAAGCUUAGUUGAUGCAAGACACAGGUACCUGGGCAAGAGGCUCAACGGCUUGGAUGGGUCAGGCAGCAGGACUGUCUCUACCUCCAGGGCUCUGCUCACAGGAGAGUACGGGAACGAGAGCAGCAGAACCAGGCUGGACUUCAGUCCACACAGCUCCCAUACCAAUGGUGGAAGGAGACAGCAGGAGGAUCCUACCUCCCAUGUCCAUUCUGGAGGGCCAUUUUUGUUAGACUCUCAAACUCAGGAGGACCCUGAGCCACAUUCCUCACUGCAGGACAGACAUCCGCAUUGCAUAGUUAAGACAGGCUCAAAUUUACUCUCCUCCAGUCCCCUCAGAGCAGACCCCAGGGCAGGUAGAGGGGGACAACUGGAUCCCAUAGGGGCCACACCAGCUGAAGCCCAGAUCUACUACUCACUGGGAUCAGUGUCCCACCCCAACCCACAGCCCUACCCACUCUAUAGCCCCUCAGGAACACCUCUGUACAACCUGCACAGGGAGCCGGGCCCCAGGCAGCACAAUCUAAAGAACUCACCUCACUCACCCCUGGGUCUGCCUAACAGCCAUGACAGGUCGCAAAGAGACUGGGAAAGAGACCAAGAAAGAGACAAAGUCUCGCAUAGGGACAGGGAGCGAGCUAAAGACAAAGAGAAGCACCUACAGCACGACAAAGACCAAGAAAGGGAAAGACAGCGCGAGAGACGACGAGACAGAGAAAGGGACAGAGGGAGUGAGUCUUCUCCCUGCCAUCUUCACACCUCACCCCCAGCCAUUCACCCAUCUCCCCCCGCGCUCCUACCUCACUUCGCCAAGGGUUCUCUGAUCGAGUUGGCCAGCGGGCGGUUGAAGCGAGUGGAGGAGCUGCGAACCGAGGACUUCCUGAGGAGCGCCGACACCUCCUCAGAGUUCCAUCUCAGCACCUGCACCGUGUUGCUGAUUUCCCCCAGCAGCGCACAGGGCUUCAGCCACCUGCAGGUCCACCUCACGGACCGCAACACUCAGGAGUUACUGAAGGUCUUGGCGGAGUAUCCAUUCUUUGUGCAGGACCGAGGCUGGUCUUCUUGCAGUCCCCAGAGAACCACACAGCUGUACGGCCUGCCCUGCCGCCAGCUUGUGGAGGGGGACGUCUGCCUGGCCCUCACCCCAACGCCCAGCCAAACCCACCGGACACACACGCGCACUGGCACCAGGGCGCACCGCAUGCAACUUCCCCCCAGGGCUACAGGGGAAUCCAGCAGCUCGCACAGGGAGGAGAUGCCACCUCCACCUCCUCCACCCCCUCUUCCUCACCAUCACCCACCUCCUCCUGCUGCAGCCCCGCCACGCACUCUGCCUGCAGAGCCCCUUGCUCAAGAGCAGCCACAUGCACGCAAGCGCCGCUGGUCUGCCCCGGAUGCCCUUCCCUCAACCGGAACUGAUGAAAGCCUCCUGGAUUUACCUCAUAGCUCCAAGAUGAUGAAGUGGCAGUAGAAACUUGCACACGCAUACAUAUAUACAUGCAUACUGACACACACAUAUGAGUACAUACACACCCUCCUUGUCUCUGUUGCACCCACAAAGACAAACAAUGGAGAGACCUCAAGGCAGGGUUGCAGGGAAGGAAUUAAAAAAAAUAAAAACAGUAGAGAAUUUACGGGUGUCCACACUGCAGGAGCAGCAGCUGAAGGAUUUCUGGACGGCUCCUUACAGAUGCACUGAAGACAUUUAGUGAGACAAUCAAGCACUUGUCUGUAUUCACUUUGUUUUUGUAAUGAUUGUCCCACACACCUACUUACUGACAGUGUUUUCUGCAGGGUAUCAACUUUCAGUCAGUGUUAUGAAAGUAAACGCUAUUAAAGAAUUGAAGAAGGCAUAUAUGAACGAAAUUUGACUAUACAUAUUACAGAUGUUAUAUACAGUAAAUAUGCUAAACAGAUUUAAUGCAAUCUCUCUGUCAAUUUCCCAAUGCAUUUUCUUUUCUCUAUUUUGUUUUUCUUGCUUCCGAGCCGAUGUCUUAAGUGUCGGCCUGGGCAGGCAAGGUGAAUGUACGAGAAAUUCUUCGCCUUUUUUUAUUCUCAUCGCCGGGAGUCGUUUCAAUACAAUUGUUCGUCAAGGCAUUACCCUCCAAUAUGUUCUUAACAUUAUCUCUGAGAAAAGGGAGAACACUAAUGAAAAUUGCGUAACAGACAAUCCCACCCACACAGACAGGUCUGUGCCACAUCGCCUUGACACUCAUGGUGUUUUUCCAUUAAAAACUGAAUGAUGGAGAGAGUGAGAAAGUGCAGCACGGCUGAAGAGUAAUGGUGCUAAUAACACGUUGGAACAUGAUGCUUUGUGAAUACUCUUGACCCCUGUGUACUGUACGCUUCUGUUCCCGUCUCGUUUUUUUUUUACGUACUGUAUAUGUUUGAGGGCAGGGAAAAACAAUGAAAGUAUUUUAAACUCUGAUACGGGUAUCUCCUUUGAUUCAGCACACUCUCUCACUUUAGUUGUUUGUUUGUUUUUUUAUUUUCGAAAAGAAAACCUUACCUGUUGAUUUUUCUUUUUAAAUGUCAUAGCUACAAAAAUAUAUGUAUAUUUUUAAAAAAACAUUGUGAAUCUGUUAAAUGAUGUUCGCUAGAA
Paralichthys olivaceus (Japanese flounder) is the source of this 3511-nucleotide messenger RNA. NCBI's taxonomy places the organism in Eukaryota, Metazoa, Chordata, Actinopteri, Pleuronectiformes, Paralichthyidae. The record is from RefSeq and is a predicted model, not a curated record.